This is a messenger RNA of Peromyscus leucopus (white-footed mouse), 990 nucleotides long. It is a transcript of the gene Utp23, whose product is annotated as UTP23 small subunit processome component. The transcript has 3 exons. Gene Ontology annotation, cellular component: nucleolus; small-subunit processome. Lineage: Eukaryota; Metazoa; Chordata; Mammalia; Rodentia; Cricetidae. The record is from RefSeq and is a predicted model, not a curated record. Bases 89 to 829 code for a protein of 246 amino acids. Gene Ontology annotation, molecular function: small ribosomal subunit rRNA binding.
GCUUCGCUUCCGGGAGGAAACGGGCUUCUAGGAGUGCGGAAGCGAGGCUGGGCGCCGCCGGGUCCCGGGUCCGGUGGCUUAAGCAGGCAUGAAGAUCACCAGGCAGAAACACGCCAAGAAGCAUCUGGGCUUCUUCCGUAACAACUUCGGAGUCCGCGAGCCCUACCAGAUCCUUCUGGAUGGCACUUUCUGCCAGGCGGCGCUGCGGGGUCGCAUCCAGCUGCGGGAACAGCUGCCCCGCUACCUCAUGGGGGAGACCCAGCUGUGCACCACGAGAUGUGUGUUAAAGGAGUUAGAAACACUGGGGAAGGAAUUAUAUGGAGCAAAACUGAUCGCACAGAAAUGCCAGGUUCGAAAUUGUCGUCAUUUCAAGAGUGCAGUGAGUGGAUCAGAAUGUCUCCUGUCCAUGGUGGAGGAGGGAAAUCCUCAUCAUUAUUUUGUGGCAACACAGGAUCAGAAUUUAUCUGUGAAAGUAAAGAAGAGUCCAGGAAUUCCCCUGAUGUUCAUUAUUCAGAACACUAUAGUCUUGGACAAGCCUUCUCCCAGAACAGUGGCCUUCGUGAAGGCGGUGGAGUCAGGCCAGCUGGUCUCUGUACACGAGAAACAGAGUAUCAAGCAGCUAAAGGAGGAGCAAGGCCUGGUGAGGAACCCUGAACGGAGGAGAAGAAGAAAGAAGGUGGGCGGACCCAAUCCUCUCAGCUGCUUGAAGAAGAAGAAGAAAGCACAGGACACAAAGUCGCCUGCUUCAGAAAAGAAGAGGAGAAGGAAAAGAAUCCGGAACAGAUCGACCCCAAAAGUCCUAUCCGAGCAGCAGGGUGUGGAAGGAUGAUGCGUGCUGUGGAUAUUCUGGAAGGCGAUGGGAAAACUAAUGGACUUCUAAAACUGUCAAAGUGUUUACAGCAAAGGACUAAACUUAGUUUUGUAAAUUAAUACUGUCACAUAUUCUUUUGCCUAAAAUUAAAGAUGGUUGGGUUUCUUUAUCAGCAUUCA